Molecule: messenger RNA, 846 nt
Organism: Metarhizium album ARSEF 1941
Lineage: Eukaryota; Fungi; Ascomycota; Sordariomycetes; Hypocreales; Clavicipitaceae
Product: chitosanase
Exons: 3
Coding region: 1-846 (281 amino acids)
Molecular function (GO): chitosanase activity
Source: RefSeq, a predicted model, not a curated record
AUGAAAUCCUCUGCUGCCGUCUCGCUCUCCGCCCUGGCCGCCGUCGCCGCAGCCGCGGGCCGCGAGAUACCCGCCGACAUCAAGAACUUCUACGAGAGCGUGCGCGGCGUGCGGCAAUGCCGCAACGUGCUCGCCAGCGGCUUCCACAGCAUCAGCGGCGACUCGGGAAAAUUCGGCUACUGCGGCGACCGCCUCGACGACUACAACAUCGUCUACCUGCAGGGCCAGAACGGCGAGCUGGUAAACAUGGACAUUGACUGCGACGGCGUGCAGCACGGCCCGGCCGACGACGGCCGCUGCGGCUCCUCGGGCGACGCGCAGUCCGUCACGUCCUUUGCCGACACCGUCCGCGGCUACGGCACCGGCCAGCGCGACCUGGACGCCAACGUCCAUCCGUACGUCGUCUUCGGCAACGCCGGCAGCCGCCCGGGCUACGCAAACUUCGAUCCCCGCAAGCACGGCAUCGAGCCGCUGAGCGUCAUGGCUGUCGUGUGCAACAACAGGCUGAUCUACGGCGUCUGGGGCGACGAGAACGGCGACGACGGCCCCGAGGCCAUGGUCGGCGAGGCCUCCCUCGCCCUGGCCACCGCGUGCUUUGGCCAGCGCGUCAACGGCAACGCCGGCCACGACGGCAACGACGUCUUGUACAUUGCCUUUGCCGGCAAGGACGCCGUGCCCGGAGCGAGCGGCGCCAAGUGGAACGCCAAGAGUUACGACGAGUUCGAGAGCAGCAUCACCGCGCUGGGGGACAGGCUGAUUCAGAGAAUCGGCGGCGGCGGAUCCCCCUCCUCUCCUCCCCCCUCCACGGGAUCUUGUUCGUGGGAGGGACACUGCCGAGGUGAGUGA